Messenger RNA from Ilex paraguariensis (yerba mate), 753 nucleotides. NCBI's taxonomy places the organism in Eukaryota, Viridiplantae, Streptophyta, Magnoliopsida, Aquifoliales, Aquifoliaceae. The record is from the annotation of a GenBank genome assembly.
AUGUUCCUUCCGGUUAAUAUUUCACGAAAGACACGGUCUGGGAUCUGGGAUACUUGUGUUUGGACAGAGGAAAGGAUGAAUGGUAGGUGCAGGUGGGGGUGGGCAGCAAACUAUUUGAACAUUAAGAGCCUGCUAGAUCUGACCUGUCAGACAGUUGCUGAUAUGUUUAAGGGAAAGACUCCAGAGGAGAUCCGCAAGACCUUUAACAUCGAGAAUGACUUCACUCCAGAGGAAGAAGAGGAGGGAUUCGUCGCCGCUCUCCUCUCCGAACUCCGUCAAGAAACCAUGUCUUCUUCAAAGACUAUUGUGUUGAAGAGCUCCGACUCUGAGACCUUCGAGGUUGAGGAAAUCGUGGCCUUGGAGUCGCAGACCAUUAAGCACAUGAUUGAGGACGACUGUGCCGACACCGUCAUUCCUCUUCCCAACGUAACCAGCAAGAUCUUGGCCAAGGUCAUUGAGUACUGCAAGAAGCACGUCGAAACCCCCAAAUCCGAAGACAAAGCCGCCGAUGAUGACCUCAAGAACUUCGACGCUGAGUUCGUCAAAGUUGACCAGGGCACUCUUUUUGAUCUCAUCUUGGCAGCAAACUAUCUGAACAUUAAGAGCCUGCUAGAUCUGACCUGUCAGACAGUUGCUGAUAUGAUUAAGGGAAAGACUCCAGAGGAGAUCCGCAAGACCUUUAACAUCAAGAAUGACUUCACUCCAGAGGAAGAAGAGGAGGUUCGUCGGGAGAAUGCUUGGGCAUUUGAGUGA